Molecule: messenger RNA, 2086 nt
Organism: Chelonoidis abingdonii (Abingdon island giant tortoise)
Lineage: Eukaryota; Metazoa; Chordata; Testudines; Testudinidae
Gene: CFAP96
Product: cilia and flagella associated protein 96
Cellular component (GO): centrosome; cytoplasmic microtubule
Source: RefSeq, a predicted model, not a curated record
GUCCCGUCCCUCUCAGAAGCUGCCGCCGCCGCCGUCUGGGGAUGCAGAGAGGAGGGGGCUGCUGCUGACGCUCUGCAACACACCUGUUGGGGUUGAUGUGAGUACAUUGCGCUUCUGAAACAUCUUCCAUCCAAGGAGGUUUACCAAUAUUAAUACAUUAAAUUGAUCAACAUCCCUGAGAGGCAGUAAAAGCAGUGAGCAUAAGAAACAGCUACAUUUUCUAGUGUAGUGAACUGUCACACACAACCAACCAUGCCUGCAGAAGGAAAAACUGACAUGGAGAGGAUUGGCCUCUUCAGUGAAAUGGAGUAUGUUACCAUUGGAGAUAAAUAUGCCUCACACUAUAUGCGCCCUUUCAAUGAAGCUGCAAGCAAGAACAAACAAAUGUUACCUGGGGGUACCAAAAUGCUGUCAGCUCUUCAGGCAGGUUACUUUGAGCCUCAGUUUGUGAGGGUUUUCGAAGGUGAAGCCUACUCAAACCCUGUGCAACUAAGGAGGCGAUAUAGAUUGGUAGAGUCAAAGAAAAAUGUGGGCAAAGCUUUCCUUCCGAGCAAUGGAGUCAAACUGCCAUGUGGAAUGGGUACUUAUUAUGGAACUAUAGGUGGCCCAUAUCCAUUCUUCAGUGCACAACUAAGAGGGAAAACAGCAUAUGCUCCUCCUGGAAAGAACCUUUACACAAGUCCUGGAAAGAAAGGAACUGGAUAUGGAUAUCCAAAUCUUACCAUAGGCAAACAGUAUCCACACUCAAGUGAUGUGUAUGAAAGCGGAAAAAUGAAUGCAAAGAAGGCGCAUGAAGACCAUCUGCGUUUGGUUAAAGGAGGGCCUUUCAAGUUAAAUCUCUAUCCUCGGGAGUAUUUUGACUUAAAUCCAUAUUAUGAUGAUAAACCUUUGCCACCAGCUAAGAAACCAACCCCAGAAAAGCCAGUUGCACACCCCUUUAAACCAAGUUCUCCUGCUAAAAAGUCAGGGGGCAUGAAAGCAGGAACAUUUGAUCCUUAUCCUUCCCAUUCUGCUGAGCCCUAUGUGGUUAAAUAUUCUAAGCUCAUCACAACUAAUAAAGAAGGACGGAUUUUUCAUCCUCCUCCUGGAUCAAAAAGCAGACCCUCUACAAGUAUAAUGGCUUUAAAUGUUGCAAGAUCACUAAAUGUAAUGAACUACAAGACUACACACUUGAUAUAUUAGCUUUGAACAGUGGGAUAAAGAUUACACUUCUUGGAUUUUGUAAACUGUAACAAUUCAAUGAUUAAAGGGCAUUUGAAAUAAAUAGAAGUUUUCUGGAAGAUAGAAUUCAGUCAAAUAAGGCAAACCCAGAUUUUAAUUGUAUCCUAGUUGAGACUGUAUUUUAUAAAUAUGUAAACAAAAUAAAUACAUACCUUAUGUACAAAUAUAUGUUUAAAGUGUGAAAUUAAACUAUAUUAAUACAAAUUUUAUAGUUUAUUCGUAUUGUUGGAGAGGUUUAUACAUCAAAUAUACAUACCAAAAAGUAUUUUAGAUUUUAAGUUUUUAUAUAAAUGUUAUGAUGGUGGCACCAAUAAGUAGCAAUUACCACUUCUGAGAUGAACAUCAAUAUUUAUUAAUCAGAGAUAAAAUAUUGCCUAAAGUAAAGGUAUGGUUUCCCUUUAGAAAGAAUAAAGAUUGAUGUUCAUCUUAACCAAGCCAAAAUGCAUUACUGUAUUUGGAUUGUCUUCUUCAAAAGAAUACGCCUUCUGUUAAGAUGGCCUUCUCAAAAUAGACACCAUCUCCCAUUGUUUACAAAAGGGACUGAAGCCGCAACCUGUCAUAGCAAACAUGGCCACCAUCUCCAUUCAUCUGCACUUCACAGUGCUUCUCUUUCUGCCUCUUGACAGCAUAAGGUGCUGUUAUCUUUCUUAAGGGCAGUUUGGCUUCACUUCCAUUAAGGGAAAAAAACUGAAAAAAAUCUGUUGUGUCUUAAAAAAUCAGUUUCUUAUAACCUAAGACCACACAAACUUUAACCCCUUCUUAACAUAAUUCACCUGGAAUUGGUAUAAGGUCCAAUGCAGUGUAGCCAGGUCAGUCCCAGACUAUGAGAGACAAAGCGGGUAAGGUAAUAUUUUUUAUUAGACCA